GUUCUUAAUCUCCUUCAUCUAUAAAUACUCCCAUAGUUAACAGAAGCAAGUCAUUAAAUCCAUCUGUUUUUACUUAGCUAAAACCACAAGCUUGUGCAAACAUUCAACUCCAACAAAAGCACUAAUUUGAUUCCCACCUAUAUACUAGCAAUGGCGAUUUCAGUGCCUUCUCCCUGUCUGGUACUCAUGGUCUUGGCAAUGGCUGCUGUCUCGGUUAUGCCAGUUGUCUAUGGCCAAGUUGGUACCCCUUGCUCUGCUGCUACAAUUGCGAGCUUCAGCCCCUGCAUGAACUUUCUCACUAACAGUACAGCUAACGGUACUGCACCAACCGCAGACUGUUGCAAUUCACUUAAGAAUCUCACAGGUACCAGCAGGGACUGUAUGUGCCUCCUUGUAACUGGAAGUGUUCCCGUUCAACUACCAAUCAACCGUACUCUCGCCAUCUCUCUUCCUCGUGCUUGCAACACCCCUGGCGUCCCACUCCAAUGCAAAGCCACUGGUACACCUCUUCCUGCUCCAGGUCCUAACUCUCAAGCACCAACUUCUUCUCCUGGAGCUUCACCAUCUGCCAGUCCAACAGCUUCUACUGUCCCUGAACCCACCUCAUCUGCUGAAUCACCAGAAUCAGACACACCACCAUCAUCAACAGGGGGCUCUGGAGCUCCAACAGCUACUACUGGGAGCCGCCCAGCUCUGACUCCAUCGGCUGCCAUGCCGUCUUACUCUCUGUCGCCUUCUCUUCUGCUAUUUGCUUCAGCAGUUCUGGUGUUGAAGUUUUACUAGGUUGAUCUUGUGCAUCUUCUACUUCUCUAUGCAUUUAUUGAUACACAGUAUGAGAAAUAUUCUUUUGUGGGUGUGUGUGACUGUUGUUUUUGGCUACUUCAGAUCAUUGUAAGCCAUGUUGGCUAUUUAUUUACAAAAACAUGAUUUUUUGUAUUAUAUAUCUUGAAUCAGCACAAGUAUUUGUUUUUUUGUA
Rosa rugosa (rugosa rose) is the source of this 976-nucleotide messenger RNA. Its product is annotated as non-specific lipid transfer protein GPI-anchored 20. The coding region runs from base 151 to 783 and encodes 210 amino acids. The transcript is spliced from 4 exons. Lineage: Eukaryota; Viridiplantae; Streptophyta; Magnoliopsida; Rosales; Rosaceae. The record is from RefSeq and is a predicted model, not a curated record.